UUACGUGCUAAUUGGUCUGAUUUCCCAAGUACCGUUGAACGAAAUAGUCAGAAGAAUUGAGCGCGUUUCAAACAGUUACAAUUUGAGAGAUGUUGCGCGUGAUUUACUUGACAAUUUUCCUUUUUAUAAAUGUCGUUAGUUGUCGAUUGGAUGAUGAUAAUAUCACGGAAAUUCAAAAUUCGAUGUCUCGCGGCAGAUUUUUCCCGCUAUUCAGUGUUAUUCGAUUUGCGAAUUCCCAGUGCCUUGCUAGCAACAAUUUAAACGGUACCUGUUUUACUAAAAGAGAAUGUCGUCAUUAUGGUGGGACACCCUCUGGUAGCUGUGCAAAUGGACUUGGUAUUUGCUGUGUUUUUCAGAAAACAUGUAGCUCCACAACAAAUGUAAAUAAUACAUAUUUUACAAAUCCUGAAUAUCCAACAACUUAUGAGGGACAAGGACGAUGUACAAUAACAGUGCAACGUUGUAAUUCAAAUAUAUGCCAAUUACGUUUGGAUUUCUUGGAAUUUACUCUUGCUUCACCAGACGCCAGUGGGACUUGUGAUUUUGAUUCCCUUUCAGUUUCUGGAUCAGGGAAUACGGUACCUCGAAUUUGUGGAGAAAAUGCAAAUCAACAUGUAUAUAUAGAUUUCAAUGGUGAUACACCUAUUAUGCUAUCAAUUGAUACCAAUCCUGAGUAUGCUACGGAUCGUCGUUGGAAUAUAAGAAUUCAACAAUUACCUUGUGAUUCCACGUAUAAAGCACCAAAUGGAUGUUUACAGUAUUAUGACAGUGUCUCGGGUACCGUAACAAGUUUUAAUUAUGGCACAACGCAAAAUCCAAGAGCACCAGUAAUAGGUACACGGCAAAUAGCAAAUACGAAUUAUGGUGUAUGUGUAAGAAUGGCCCAAGGAUAUUGUGGUAUUGAAUGGUCUCAAACAAAUUCAAAUUCAUUUACCGUUUCUGGAGAUACUGGUGCAAUUGAUCCUACCUUAUUAGGUACUGUGGAUGCAGCAGAAGAAGGUACGGCUUGCACAAAAGACUUUGUUAUUAUUCCACAUCCAUUCGAAAAUGGUGCCGCAGUUGAUACAGAACGAUUUUGUGGUAAUGGUUUCGUAACAAAAACAUCUUUUUCCAAACCAUUUGUACUAUAUGUUAUCACAGAUGGCGAUGAAAUGGGAGAAAUUGAAAAUAAGGGAUUUUCAUUAACAUAUCGUCAGAUAGCUUGUGCAAUUUAAAUAAAAAAGCAUGUUCUUGUUUCAUAUAGAUAUGAUAUGAACAUUUUACGUAUUAUAGGAUAAUAAUAGGACAUAAUAAUCAAUAUUUAAUAUAUUUAUUAUUUUGUAUAAAAUUAGCAUUUUUUUAAAAAUGAAACAAUCAUUAAUCAUAGUAAAAUUAAUCAUAAUGAAUGUAAAUUUAUAUAAUUAUUAUAUACAUUUAUGUAAUUAUGUAAAUAUUAAUAUUAAUUAUGAAUAAAUUUCAGAUUUUAACGAUUUCAA
Messenger RNA from Frieseomelitta varia, 1475 nucleotides. RefSeq lists its product as uncharacterized. The record is from RefSeq and is a predicted model, not a curated record. Lineage: Eukaryota; Metazoa; Arthropoda; Insecta; Hymenoptera; Apidae. The coding region runs from base 90 to 1214 and encodes 374 amino acids. The transcript is spliced from 9 exons.